Engraulis encrasicolus (European anchovy) is the source of this 2058-nucleotide messenger RNA. RefSeq names its product cytoplasmic protein NCK2-like. The transcript is spliced from 5 exons. The record is from RefSeq and is a predicted model, not a curated record. Gene Ontology annotation, molecular function: receptor tyrosine kinase binding; signaling adaptor activity. NCBI's taxonomy places the organism in Eukaryota, Metazoa, Chordata, Actinopteri, Clupeiformes, Engraulidae. The coding region runs from base 461 to 1792 and encodes 443 amino acids. Gene Ontology annotation, biological process: negative regulation of PERK-mediated unfolded protein response; positive regulation of endoplasmic reticulum stress-induced intrinsic apoptotic signaling pathway; cell migration.
UCCCACCAUCCCUAUGAGCUUUGAGACAACGCUGAUUUUGCCUGGGCGGUGAUGACGUCACUCAGCUAGGCAGUGUGGGUUGUGCCGAAGGUAGGGAGACUGGCUGCCGACUAGCAGCAGACUUUCUGGGCCUGCGAGAAGGGCGACUGCGAGUCCAAGGAAUCAAAUCGAACGGAUAAUUCACUACGAAAGUUUCAAAAGCGAAUACAUGCCACAUCAAACCAAAAGGCACACGCUUCACACCGAACCACCGCUUUAUUCGAAUCAUCGGGGUAAAUUUGCAAGGUCUUCUCCCGUGGGCCAGGCUAGCACAACAAGAGCCGAUGAGAACCGACCGCGCUUCCUGCUUCGGCUAACUCGGCUCCAAGACUCACUCAGUCCAAGACGUCAGCCCUGACGGAAAAUACCGGGCUUCACAGUGUGUUGGUUUGCCGAGUUCAGUAGCCUGACUCGAUGAAAGAUGACAGAGGAGGUGAUCGUUAUAGCCAAGUGGGACUACACGGCCCAGCAGGACCAGGAACUUGACAUUCGGAAAAACGAGCGCCUCUGGCUCAUCGACGACUCCAAGACGUGGUGGCGUGUCCGUAACGGCUCCAACAGGACGGGCUACGUGCCAUCCAACUACGUGGAGCGCAAGAACAGCCUGAAGAAGGGUUCGCUGGUCAAGAACCUCAAGGACACACUCGGUCUCGGGAAGACGAAGCGAAAAAACAGCGCCCGCGACACCUCCCCCACGCCAAGCACGGACGCCGAGUACCCGACCAAUGGCAGCGGAGGAGGCAACAGCAUUAGCGGAGGAGGGGGAGGGGGAGGGGGCAGCGGAGCCGAGCGCAUCUACGACCUCAACCUGCCCGCGCUGGUCAAGUUCGCCUACGCGGCCGAGCGGGAGGACGAGCUGACGCUGGUGAAGGGCACGCGCGUGCUGGUCAUGGAGAAGUGCAGCGACGGCUGGUGGCGGGGAAGCUACCUGGGCCAGGUGGGCUGGUUCCCCUCCAACUACGUCCUGGAGGAAGGUGGAGGAGGAGGAGGGGAGGAGUCGCUAGGAGAUCCCCAGGGUGGAGGUGGAGGUGGAGGUGGAGGAUCACAGUGGUCCCAGCAGAAGAUGGGGGGCCUGAGUAAUGGCAACAGUGGCGGUGGGGGUGGGCAUGGUGGUGGUGGUGGUGGUGUUGUGCUCCACAUGGUGCAGACGCUGUACCCCUUCAGCUCGGUGACGGACGAGGAGCUGAACUUUGAGAAGGGCGAGGUGAUGGACGUGGUGGAGAAGCCCGAGGACGACCCGGAGUGGUGGCGCUGCCGCAACGCCCGCGGCCAAGUGGGCCUGGUGCCCAAGAACUACGUGGUGGUGCUGAGCGACGGGCCGGCGCCCUGCGGAACCCUGCCCAAGCCUCCCGCGGGGUCGUCGGGCUCGGGCUCCGGAACAACGGGCACCAUUGGCUCUGGGUCGGUUCUGGAUUCCGGCUACACGGGCCCGGCGCGCACGGGCAAGUUUGCGGGCAAGGACUGGUACUACGGCCGAGUGACGCGGCACCAAGCGGAGUUGGCGCUCAACGAGAGGGGGUUGGAGGGGGACUUCCUGGUACGAGACAGUGAGUCGUCGCCGAGUGACUUCUCGAUAUCGCUGAAGGCGGUGGGCAAGAACAAGCACUUCAAGGUGCAGCUGAGCGAGGGCGUGUACUGCAUUGGCCAGCGGCGCUUCGGGAGCCUGGACGAGCUGGUGGAGCACUACAAGAAAGCCCCCAUCUUCACCAGCGAACAGGGGGACAAGCUUUACCUGGUCAGGCCCCUACUGUGACACACACACACACACACACACACAUAGACCAGACAAGCAAGUAAGCACACGCGCAUACACACACACACACACACACACACACACACACACACACACACACACACACACACACACACACACACACACACAUCGACCAGACAAGCACGCACACGCAUACACACAUACACACACACACACACACAUACACAUACACAGACAAGCAAGUAAGCACACGCGCACACCGCACGCACACACACACACAUACACACACUCACACACACACACAC